Fusarium odoratissimum NRRL 54006 is the source of this 656-nucleotide messenger RNA. RefSeq lists its product as uncharacterized. Gene Ontology annotation, molecular function: 3-hydroxyacyl-CoA dehydratase activity. The transcript is spliced from 3 exons. The record is from RefSeq and is a predicted model, not a curated record. Gene Ontology annotation, cellular component: endoplasmic reticulum membrane. Lineage: Eukaryota; Fungi; Ascomycota; Sordariomycetes; Hypocreales; Nectriaceae. Gene Ontology annotation, biological process: very long-chain fatty acid biosynthetic process; sphingolipid biosynthetic process; fatty acid elongation. The coding region runs from base 12 to 656 and encodes 214 amino acids.
CUAAAGCAAAGAUGGCGCGACCAACUUCUGAUUCACGGCCUAAGCCAUCCACAUAUUUAUUCCUUUACAACACCCUCUCAGCCCUUCUUCGAACAGCCCUCUUGCUGAGAACUGCAUAUCUGUGGUUAAACCAAGGCAAUGGUGCUGUGUGGGACGAACUUAACAUUAUAGCACGAUGGACUGAGACCUUUACUGUGAUGGAAGUUAUCCAUGCUGUUACUGGUCUUGUGCGAGCGGCUCCCGCUACAACUGCGCUCCAAGUGGCCGGUCGAAACACCAUUGUCUGGGCUAUUACACGAAACUAUCCGCAAGUUGGUUUCAGAGAUACUGCCUAUAGUCUUAUGCUCAUGGCUUGGAAUGCGGCCGAUGCGAUUCGAUACUUCUAUUUUACUCUUCAAACGGGAACGGGAUCUGUGCCAGCUGGUUUGACAUGGUUGAGAUACAACAUGUUCAUCAUCCUUUACCCCAUUGGUAUUUUCUCGGAGAUGAAACUUGUUUAUCAAGUCAUCCAGCCAUCUCAAGCUCGAAACCCAACGUAUCAGUACCUACUUUGGUUUGGAUUAGCAAUCUACGUUCCAGCAUUUUACAUCCUCUUUGGGCAUAUGCUGGCUCAGAGGGCCAAGUUGAACCGCACCAACCUCAAGAAACAGAUCUGA